GCUUGUUUAGUCAAAGGGCGCGACUCCCUUAAGCGACAACUCCUCGGGCUGCAGCUUAGUCACGAGAAAAUGAAGCCCUCGGGGAUUAAAGGGUAUUUAUUCCACCCCAGAAGCUGCCAGUUAUCCAUCCCCGGCGCCGGCGCUGCUCCUCCUCCCUCAGCUCUGUCACCAGGUGGGCGGGAAGCGAGGCCGGCCAGGCACCGCCCCAUCCCAGGACCGCGGGCCGGGCUGGUUGGCUCCGUCCUCGGGCCUCAUGAGGCAGCUGGCUCCGGGGCGGGCCGGCCUAGGCCCUCCUCCUCCUCCUCCUCCCUCAGGUCGGGCGGCCCGAGGGUAGCAGGAUGGGCGUCGAGUAGGCGCCGGCCUGCUCAGAGGAGCCCUCGCGCGAUGGCCGUGACAGGGCCUCGCUCCCGAGCGCCGCUUCCGCCGCCGCCGCCUGGAAGCCUCUCGUGGCUCCGGGGCGCCUGAGAGGAGGACGACGAGGAGGAGGCGCCUUCUUCCACCGCCUCGCGCCGCCCACCUCGGCUGUCCUGGCCAAGGCCCGGGGCAAGGUGAGGGGAAGAGAGGGAGGUGGGCUCGCCCCGGAGGAGGCGGGGAGGGCGGCGUGGCGAACCCCGAGGUCGGGGUCACAAGUGUCGUGUGGAAACCAUGUCGCGGGUGGGAGAUUUCGGCCUGGUUCGACGGCGGCGAAGCCUCCCAAGGAGACUUUAGGGAGAGGUGUCAGCUCCCCUUUUAGCCGGGGCGCCCUGGGGCCAGAAACAUGGGCGUAGCCAGAGGGGUUUUUUUUUGGGGGGGGGAACCUCAGAUUAGUAUUGAUUUUUACUGUUUUUUGGGGGGAGGCCCCCUUAGCUGCGCCCAUGGGCAAAAGCUCAGAGUCCCCACUCAGCGCAGAUCGGCUCCCCUCCCCCAAACGCAGCUGGGCUCGCUUACUACAUCUUAAAGUAGCGAUGGAUCCACACCGUCGCCGUUGGAGGAAAGCGGGGCUGGGGCGGCUUUUCUGGGUUGCAUCCCAGGAUCAGCGGGCUCCCAUCUCCGUACUUGGAAGCGGAGGAUUCCAUAUAAGUGCUGGGAAGGAGAAAUCAUUUUAUUUCAUAGAAUUUAUAUACACACUGCUUGAUUGUGGCCUGUGGAAAUAAUAAAGUAAUAAAAAAAAUUAGGAGAAUUGGCAGCCAUACCUUAAAACCUUCAAAAACAGUGGGAAUCCACAGAUAAAACACAGUAGACUUUCUGAAUUUCUGGGCAAGCCUGUCUAAACAAACAUGUUUUUAGAAGGUGCCGAAAGGAGGACGGCGAAGGUGCCUGCCUGGUUAUCAUCACUAGGCAGGGAGUUCCAAAGUGUAGGUGCUGCGAGUUCUUACAAGUGCGGAACGGGGAUCAUGUGGCACCUGCAACAGUGCCAGUUCCGCAGAUAAGUUCAGUGGGCAUCUGGGGGGGGUAAGGAGAUCUUAUAGGUUAACUACCUCUAUACCUGCCUACUGCUUGAGCUUGCUGGAAUGACUGAAAGCUGAGUAUUUCACAAGAGGAAGUGGGGAGGCAGCUUGGCAGGCUUGUAAAGGCCACCUCACGAGUGGCAGGCGCUGGGCCUUGAUAACACUAGAUAACACUAGCUGAGGAAACCACUUGUCAGAAACCGGAAGUUUCUGAAGUCCCUGCUGUGUCGAGGUGCCGCCCCGAGGGAGUAUUUCUGUGAACAUUUUAAAAAGCAGAUCUUGCAUGAGCUGCAACAUAGGAGCAAAUCCUAUUUAAAGCAGAGGACAUGGUACUUUUGCUUGCAAAGGAUAGAUCUGUUUGGCUGCAGUCCGAGGUACGUUUACCUGAGAGAAAGCCCCAUUGACUGCAGUGAGACUUAAUGCAAUGACUUUUGCUUAAACAUGCAUUGGAUUCUCUCGUUAGAUGGUUUCAUAUCUCUCUGCUGCACUUGGUGCAGAAGCCUGAAAGACAAAAAUGGAUGGGGUUUUUUAAAACCACCUGUGGUCCUACAGGAAGGUGGUUUUAAAAUGUAAUGUUUAAACUUUCCUGUAGUUUUUUUGUAUCAUGCCAUCUAUGAAAUGUGUUCUUUUCUAUAGCAGUUCUAGUCCUCCAGCACAUAUCUUUUAAAUAUUAGGGAAUGCUUUUUUUUUUCAUAUGUUAACCACUUCUCCCAGUAUGGGAAUAUGUGGGAACUCUGAGAAAACGUGUUCCAGUUCUUUGCUGUUGCUGCUUCCAGGAUAGGAGUGGGAUAAAAAGGGUAUAAACAGUGGUGUAUAUAUAAAAAAGAAAAGUGACAUAGUAUUGGUGAAACUGACAAAACCACCUACCUUUGUCAAGUUUCACUGCAGAACUGGAAAGGUGUACGUAAAGCAAAUUACAUGGUGGCAGGCUAGGAGAUUAAGGUUAGGCUGAAAGGUAAUGAGUGACUGACCCAGUGAGCUUUAUGACUUGAGUGGAGAUUUGAACCCUGGUCUCCUAUAUCCAACACUCUAACCACUAUACCAUACUGGUGCUCUCACUAUUCUCCCAGCAUGCACACUUUGAAUUUGUGCUAUUAGAAGAUAAAACACACAAUAUAUAUUUUUAAGUGUAAGUUGUUGACCAAUAUUACUUGUCAGUCUUCAGAUUUCUUGGAUGCCUUUUAUUACACACUUGCCCAAUUUUAAAGCAAGUUCACAAAUGGAAAAUUUUAAACAUGAAAUUAUGGAUGUGGCCAUUGUUGGUUAUUACUUUAUUGUUAUACUUUCUUAUGAAAUGGCCAAGAUUUAUAUUUUACUAUGUUUAGAAAAACAAAAUGUUUUUAUACUAGUUCAAAACAUAGUAAAAUAUUAUCUUAAGUAUGAGGCAUCUUCAAAAUGAGGUAUAAUCACACACUAAUUGCAUGGAAAGAAACAGUAUGUUCAUAUGGUCAGUGUUUUUCUGCAUUUUUAUCUUAUGUUUUCAAGCAUAACAUAAUUAGUGUUGUUUCUCUCUCUCGGCAGAAAUCUCUUCAGGAAAUGGCACCUCCUAAAUCCUUAAUGCAUUUUUUGACCUUUACAUUUGGAUCAGCAAUUGGAUUUUUUUUAUGUUAUUUGCUAUUUAGUUUAGUGUUGGAAGAACAAGUUAAAGUUGAGCCUCAUCUCCUUUACAACAAUCCUCAUGGCCAUCACUCAGAUGAUGAUGAUGAAAGCCAUCAGCUGAAAGGACAAAUGAAUUUCAAUGCAGAUGCUGGGCAACAUAAAGGUAUAUUUAUGCAGCUGUACAGAGCAUUACAGUUCAAUUUUCUUUACAAUAUAUAACCUUGUACUUCCCUCGAAAAUGGAUUGUACACAUAUCCCAUGUUAUAAGUGUUCAAACUAAAUAAAUAAUCCAUGUAUCUUUCUAGCAUACAGGCUUAAGUUUUUCCCUAAAUUGUUUUGUAACAUUAAAAUGUUCUGAGUCCACAAUUAAAUGCCAAGAGAAACCAAAUGCCUAAAGAAGCCAGCAGCUCAUUAUCACAUCUACUUUGAAGUGAGUUGCAUUGCAUUAAAUGUGGCUUAUUCUCAUGGAAGUGCAUAUAUGAUUGUGUUUAAGUUUGUAAAGCUGAAAACUUGUUGCUGGUGGCUCCACCCCCACCCUCAAACCCCACCCCAUAGUGCUGAUAUCUAGGAAUCUGAUAAUUUCUCCAUCUUCCCAACUCUGGCACUCAGAUAUUGCAAAAGCGCCUGGGAAUUGAAAUACUUUUCUUAUCCUGUUUAAAGGGGAUGGAGAAUAUCUUAACAUAAUUUAUCAUUUAAAAGAAAGUGGAUGCCAUGAUAAACUUUAACUGAGGUGAUGUUCAUUUACAGUGUAGACAAGGAUAGUUCAAAGCUUUCAGCAUACUUUUACAAAUCUUUAUUCCAUUAGCCUUGCUCAGUAUCACCCCUCCCUCAACAUGCCAAGUUUGUAGAAUCUUGCACCAUAAAGACUGCUGGAGCAGCUGUCCCAUUAUUGUGGCUGCCAGAGCUAUGGCAAAACCGUGUUUGUUUUGAGCUUUCUUUAGAAGUACAGUAUACACCUUUCUGAUGUGCCAACUAAGGUAUUGUAUCUGUCAUUUAGUUCAGCAUACUUUGUUUUUUGAGGGUGUAGCUCUAAAAAAUUGGCAUAUAAUUACUUAGAAGUGCAUAAAUAAAUAUGUGGUGUUCUACUUGUGUGAAAAUUCUAACAUACUAAUGGUAUUUUGCAAUUUUGCUUCCCCACACCCCAGAUGAAAAUAAUAAUAUUGCUGAAGAACUGUACCAGAAAGUAAGAAUACUUUGUUGGGUGAUGACUGGACCUCAAAAUCUGGAAACGAAAGCCAAACAUGUCAAAGCUACUUGGGCCCAGCAUUGCAACAGAGUGCUAUUUAUGAGCUCUGAGGAGAACAAAGACUUCCCAACAGUGGGAUUAAAAACCAAAGAAGGCAGGGAUCAGUUGUACUGGAAAACCAUCAAAGCUUUCCAGUAUGUACACGAUCACCAUCUUGAUGAAGCGGACUGGUUCAUGAAGGCAGAUGAUGACACGUAUGUUGCACUGGACAACUUGAGGUGGCUUCUUUCAAAACACAGUCCUGAAAAACCAAUUUAUUUUGGAAGGAAAUUUAAGCCUUUUGUGAAACAGGGCUACAUGAGCGGAGGCGCAGGUUAUGUGCUCAGCAAAGAAGCUCUGAAGAGAUUUGUGGAUGCUUUUAAAACCAACAAAUGUACUCAUAGCUCUUCUAUUGAAGACUUGGCAUUAGGCAAAUGCAUGGAGAGUAUUAAUGUAGAAGCUGGAGAUUCCAGGGAUACAACUGGCAAAGAAACUUUUCAUCCAUUUGUUCCAGAGCACCACUUAAUUAAGGGAUACCUACCCAAAACUUUUUGGUACUGGAAUUAUAACUACUACCCUCCCAUAGAGGUAAGAUUUUUGCAGUGAUUGGAGCUAUUAUAAUACCUUUUCACAGUCUAAAUAGGCCACUAGAAAAUACCUUUUAACUUUGUCUAUAUAUAGCUGCCAUAUACUGUCAUGUUGUUGGCCCAUCCAAUUGAGAAAUGUAUUCUGAUUGAUUACUACACACACACACACACUUGGAUGUAUCUGAGCCUUUCUAUAUUGAAUCUAUUUUUUCUAACACUUAAGCUUUAUGGCUAUCUUGCCAAAUAAAACUGGGCAGGUGGGGGAAGAAAGAGUUUGAAAUAGUCGUUUUCUUAUGUCCCCAAAGUGAUUGUGCUAUAGUUUGGUACUCUUAUGACCAACUCUGAAACAAAUUACAUUUCAAAAGAAAACUCUUUUUUUUGCUUUUACAUAACAAAAAUACACAUCCUGAGCACUGAUUAAGUGACAAACCAUAGUCUAUAUUAACACUUAAAAUAUAUUUAAAACAUUUAUUUCUUUAUCUUGCCUGUUCAUCAUGUUUUUUCUCUUUCACGGCAGGGUCCUGGCUGCUGCUCUGACCUGGCAGUUUCUUUUCAUUAUGUUGACGCCACCACUAUGUAUCAGCUGGAGUAUUUGUUUUAUCAUCUCCGUCCUUAUGGGUACCAGUUCAGGUACAAUCCUGAUGCUCCUAAGGAUCAAGGAAAGCAAAAUUUAAGUGAUGCAGCAAAGGGUGAUAUAAAAGCCAAAGCUGAAAUGGAAAAGCCUUUGAAAUCCACUAAAUAAAAUGUUUGGUACUGCACUGAAGGCGCCUUAUGGAAUGCUGAACUAAAACAUUUAGCUUACAGUGGAGCUAGAUGGAUUUCUUAAAUAAUUAUAAGUGUUCCUUCAUGUGGCUGCUGCCAGCAGAUUCUUUUCUAAUCAUGCUGGUAGCAAGGUCGUUUCACAUGCCAUGAGGACUGCAAGGUCAAGUCUAUAAAACUUUGUAGUGAGGAAUUAAAUGUCUUUAAUCUUGAUUCAGUAAUGUAUGCACACAAAUCUUAAAUUGAAACAAAUAUCUGUUUUCCACAUUGACCCACAAUAUGCAGUAUUUUAGUCGUUUUUAUCAUGAAACAAUGCUUUGUGUCAAUUCUUGGACACCUUCAAUUAAUUACAUUAUAUACUGUUGCAUUCUUUGCUAAAGGAUUCAAAUGUGGAGUAUUUAAACAGAAGCUUAUCCUGACAAAGUUAGCAGUCAAGAAAUAAGCCUCCUGCUUAGAUGCCAAAGUUUAACAUUUAGAUCUAAUUUUCGAAAUGUUGGUGAAUAUGUUGGGUUUUAGUUUCAUACAUUGGAAGGAAGUCUGAGAGUGUUUGAGAUGUGGCAGAAGGUUAGGUAGAAACUUGAAUGAGAAUCUUGAGUUCUGUAGUAUUAUAAUGGGCACAGUUUCACUAGAUAAAUUAAAAACAUAUCCACAUAUAUUUAUCAUGCUUCAUCCAGAAAGUUGAUUACUAUAAGAACUACUAUGAUAGUACUAUAGGAAGCAGCAAACUGUCCAUAGCUCCAUUCUGGUUUAAUGCUAUUAAUUCCUUUUUUUUUAAAAAAAGAAGAAUCUUUCUUUGUUUAUAGAGCUGGACUUGCAACAUAAUGUGAUAUUUUGUUGCCUGUCUAGAAUGUUAAGUGUUUGUUAGUUUCCAUUUAGGGUUAGAUGGCUGUUAUUAUUUAGUUCAACUUUAAUAGUAUAUUCCUAUUUCUUGUGUGACAUCCUUUUGGUCAGUCUAAAACAUGAUUUCCCCUGUGUGUUUCAGAUGGUUGUGUUGUUGUGUUAGGCUGUUUUAAAACAUAGAUCUUUAUCCACACAUGAAGGAGCUGUGUACUUUGUGCUAAACUUAACAGUAGUGCAGAUUUCCUGUAGCCAUCAUGCACUCACACUCUAGAUACUGUGUACUGAAAUAUACUAGUUUCCCCCCACCCAACUUCAAAUUUAGACUUUCUCGCUCUAUAGUCCUGCUAAAGUGAUCCAACAAGGCUUGUUUUAUGUUUGCCUUAAAUUCAUCAUAUUGAUGAUAACAGUGAGAUUUUGUACUUGAUGGUGUUUGCUGGUUAGAAAUCAUCGCCAAGUUUCCUGAACUCAUUACUAUGUGCUUUUUAAUUGAAAUGGAGCACUGGAGAAUUACCACUGUCUUAUAAGAUUGUUUACUUCGAGGUUUCCAUAUGCAGUACACCUCUGCCUCUCUCCAUUGUUUAGGCAUGGGAUAAUAGUAUUGUUCUGUUGCCACUGUUGCUCUUAAUGAAUGCUCAGUACAAUCUUAACGUUUCUUCUUAAUUAAGUAGGCUUUACCUCACAUGAAAAUAACAGACUAGAUUUUUAAAAUUUAUACUAUAGAACUGUCCAUGGAGAAGUUUUGAAAACUGAAAUUUCCAGAAUGGUGCAGAUCUUGGCUUUUAGACAUGCUGCUUCUCUGUUACAUCCAUCACAAGGGGAAAGUGCAAAAAAUAAUAGGCAUGCCAAAUUCUCAGAGCAUCUCUGGUGACAGAUGCAUUGCUGAGACAAAUGUUAAGCUAUUGCUCAGUAGUAGAAUAAAUUUUUGCUUAUGUGAUAUAUAACAUCUUUUUAGUCUCCAGCUUGUUUAUACCCGUCUCUUUCUUUUUGCUGCUUUCGACUUUAGUGGCAUUCAUCUGUCUGACCCAUGUCACAUGGCAAUCUACCUCAAAGUAUUUUCCAAGCACCUGGUAUAAAUUGCCACUGCUUUAGUGAAGUAUGUGGCUAAUCUUCGGAUGGGGAGAGUGAACUAUUCUAAGUCAUUUUGCAUUAAAGCAUCAGAAUGUCUGUUAAUUUUUAGACCCUUUCUAUUCAUGAGUUUAGGUAGUUGAAUUGCUGUCAGUUUGGCAGCAAAAGGGUAUUCAUAUCUGCAUACUUGAGGGACUCUCUAGGUUUACAGAAACUAAAAUAAAUUAAAAUUAAACUCUCCUCAAGGUGCAUGGAAUAUUGGUGUCAGUUGGGUGAAGAUAAAGCAAACAAGAUAUGGGGGUGGGAUUAGAAGGAAUUGACCUUCUCGGGCCCCUAACAGCUUACAGGAAGUAUGAUGGGAUAUAUUGCAUCUGAUUAAAAAACCUCUUAUCUCUGCAUUAUACAGAGAUGUUUUAGAAAUAAAGGAAAAUAUAUAUGUAUAUGCAUUCUGGUUUGGAACCUGAGCCUUCUAGCACUAUAGGAACAUAGAAAACACAGAAAUCAGCCUUAUAGCCAGACUGCUUGUCCACCUAGCCCUUUAUUGUCUCCUCGAACCAGCAGAAACUCUCUGGGAUCUCAGGCAGAGGACUUUCCCAUCACUUUCUACCGGAUACUUUUAAGCAUCCAAAGGCCUUAGAGGAGAGGACUUUGCCCCUGCUUUCCCCUGUGAGAUUUGGAAAACAAUAGAAGGCUACCGUUCCAGGCUGGUUGGAGCCCUGAACAGGAGCAGUUAUUUUUCGUGUGCUGGGAAACACAGCAGCAUUUUCUUGCAGGUGACACUUGUAUGCUUAAUAUAUUCUUUCAUUUGGGGUGUGCUUGACAAGCAUUUGUAUUGAUGGCCGCUCCUGGCAUUCCAAGGAGACAAGAUGCUGGCUCCUGGGAAUUCAAUAGAUCAGUAACUCAGCUGGUCCGUUGAGUCCAGACUUCCCUAAUUUGUUGCCACAACUACUGAGUUAUUGUGAAUAGUGUAAGACUCUCCCUCUAUAUGCUUAGUUGUGUAUAUUGUUACAAGAUGCAUGGGAUGAGACUUCUAAAUCCUAGAAUACACCCAGACUAAAACACCUUAAUGUUAAAAUAUUGAAACUUUUUUGCUUAUGGAAAUAACAGCAGAACAAAUAGUCAAUUCAUGAAGAAGAUCAGUGUUCUACUCAAACCUGGCAUUUUGCUCUCCCCUUGUUUAUACCUAUCUGAACACUCUUAUCAAUGCCUCUAUUCUCUCUCAUCUCAUUCCCUCCCCCCAUACACUCUUUCAGCGCUUCUAACUCUCUCCUCAACAUGUCAUUUUAAAAAUCUGUCAGUCGGAAUCCACCCAAAUGUUUCGUCACAUGCCCCUGCUGUUAAUCAUUCUCCCUCUUCUGCUACACCCCCCUUCCAAACAAUUGUCUGAAUUUGAUGUUCCAUGACAACAGAAAAGAAUAUAAAUCAUAGUUUAAACAGUACUACUGAAUUCCACAGGUCUGUAUUCCAUUUGCAGAACUCAUUUGUAACAACCCCUUCCCUGGAUCAAAUGGAAACUUCACAGUUAAUAGAGCCAAUACGUACAAUGCCCAUUGAACUGUCACAGGUGUCAUGUUGAUAGUUUCUUUUAAGGAAUCUGAUUUGAAGAACCACAACUGGUAAUUCAGAGUCUCAGCCUCCUUCAGUAUAUCUGUUUCUUCAGAAACAAGAAUGAGGCCCACCUUUAAUCUAGGCAUACAUUUCUAAGAAGGAUGUUUCUUGUAGGAGUCACAGAAUAAUUAUUCAAAAUUCCAGCAAGGUUAGCAGUUCCUUGCCCUCCUGCAGUGACAAUUGCAUAUUCACCUGUAUCCCCAAGUUUAUUGUAUGAAUACAAUUGCCCGUUUGCAUCCACAGUUGAAUUUAUUUUCUGAUCCCUGCAUCUUGGCAGAUUCUAGACAUUAAAGCAAGAUAGAGAUCUUGUUCCCAACUUACCAAGGUUUCACAUUUCUUUUUCCUUUUGGUUGAGGUGAAGUCCCCAAAGUUUUAUGUUGUCUUUACAGCUGUUUCUCCAGGGUUUAAGACCCUCUGUUAUUUUAGAUUUAGAGUAUUCAGUAGUCUUUUUCUGGUUCCCAACAGCCAAGUCACUUUUCCACAGACUCAAGUCCAGAUCAUAGUUCUCUCAAGUGGAGUGUAUUGGACAGUCAUUUGUAUUGGCAUGAUGACUCGUGAUGUUCCAAGGGCCCCCAAUACAAUUUCUGCAAGCUCUUGCAGGAAUGAAUAUGCAGCUACUGCCUCAACAGAACCAAUCUUAAUAUGGUCUGCUACAGAAUCACACCUUAAGUUUUACUUCCUCCCUAUGUCUAGUCUUGCUGUUAACUCAGCAGUGGUGGAAAGGGAAUUCCAUACUACAUUAGCACAAGCUUCAGCAAAUUCAGGGUACUUUAUUUUACUACUCCUUGGCAGAUGAAUUUUCACUUGGAACCCUCUCAAGAUCAACUUCUGCAACUGUUCACGCUCUUUUGGUUCCAAAUCACCAGUACUGCAAGCCACUUGCCCUGGUACACCAUAAGGAGCGCGAACAGAGUGCAGGUCUCAACUGAACUUUUCUGCCUCCUAGUUACAACUUGUACCCGGGCCACUUAACAUCAUGAGUUGGCUCUUGGAGAGUGCUGUCUCUAAGCUGAACUGCUGUGGCUCCUGAACCCUCUCAGCCAAGGCUACCUGGGUGGCUCUGUGUAUGCACUCUGCAAUCUCACAUUCUCUGAAUGUGAAAAUCUUCAAUUCAUUCUUCUUUCUAAGUCCCUGAGCUUCAAUCCAUGUUUCUUCUGGGCCUUCUCCUCCCUCUACUCCAAUUCUUGGCUCUCUGUUUCAUUUCCAGACAGGACACCUCAAGCUCAAGCACCAUUUUUUAAACCUCUAUGGAAUCAGGAUUCAUCCCAGCGUCUUUGUUACCUCCAUUUGAAUUUGGUGCUUUCUUAUAAGGCAUUAUCUAGCCUCUACUACCUCUCCAGACCAAAAUAACACUUGACUGCACGGCUCUGGGUCUUCUCUUAAAGUUCCGGGUCCCCAAAAUUCUGGGGUAUUCAGGACUUCACCAGUUUUAUCCCAUGAUUUCCAAAUUCUAUGAAUUUGGAUGCUACCACUUUGUUUCCAAGUUGGGACAUCUUGGGGUCCUAUAGAAGGCCCCUGGGCAUCAUUAGGCUUGUUUUGUCAGCUGAUUCACUCAGUCUAGACUUUCCGAUUCUCAGAACAACCUGCUACCUGCAUGGAUCAGCCAAAGAUGUGGCAUGACACUUUGAUCCUAGAAUCAUCAAAGCCAGAACACUUAAGAACAUUAGCUGUAUUUAUAGAAAAUAGUACGUCAAAUGAUAAAGAAGAACAAAUUGUUUUACUAUACUAACCUGGCAUACCUGACUUCUCUCUUUACAGCUGUCAUAACUCUUACCUAUGCCUUUAUUCUCUCUCCCCUCAACUGUUCUUGUUCUGAUUCCAGUUUUCCAUCAUACACCCUUGCUGUCAGUCAUUAUUCUACUGACUUUUCUGUUCCACAGUGGAUCUUAGGCAGUUUCACAUUAUUUGCUGAAGCACAGUUGCAGAAGUCCUUAGUAGGGUGGGUGGGGGUCUUCCUCAUCCCUUUCCUUUCCCCCAUGACAUCCGAAAAUCACUACAAGGCUCCUGCUUCAUGCUGUUUAGAGGUCCCAACAGGAAUGGCCCUUUUUGGGGCCUGGGGAUGCACUGCAGCAUUUGACCGCAGGUCCCACUUGUACAUCUAAAGCUAUUUAAGUUGGGGUCCGUCCAUCAUUUGUAUUGGCACAGCAACAAUAGUACCACGUAGGGAGCAAUGUUUUGCUUCAUACAUUGGUGCUUGUUUUAUUUGCUGAUUUUCAAAGAAAGGCUUGGAUCUAUUUCUACCAGUUACCUCCACAUGUUACAUAACACAUCAUUCUAGAAGAUCCCCACCCCACCCCCAACCCUCAAGAGCAGCGGCUGUAGCUGGAAGUAUGAGUGUGCACUGUUAUUUAGUCUGAGUGAGCCACCGUUGUUCAGUAUUGGGAGUGCAAAGGCUACCACUGAGCCAGCUAAACAUUUAUUUACUUUUUUGACCAGGAGUGCCUUUAGCAGGAGGAGGCACAGGUUAUCUUCUGGGAAGCAGCUUAUUACUGUGGGGUUCAAGUUUUCUUCCACCCUUUUCUUUAAACUAUUUUCUCUCUCUCAGCGUUGUAUGUUCAGUGUAGAGAAGCAGAAUAGCACCCAGCUGCCAAAUUCUGAAGCUCAACUCCUCCUCGUUCAUCGCAUCCCUGAUCUCGGUUCUAAAAGAUGGAAAUCAUAGUAUUCUAUUAAAUAUCUAGUAUUCUUAAUUACAAAAGCAUGUUUGCAUCUAAAGGCACAAGAGAUCCCUUUAGGUAUUGGUGUACACUCUUGUGGAUUGGCAUAAAAUAAUGGCUAGCUGAGUUGGCCACGUCCGCAUCAAAGGCUUAAAGCAUGGCUUUCUCCAAAGAACUGGGGGACUGUAUUUUGUUACAGGUGCUGGGAGUUGUAGCUAAGGGGGUGGGGCUAACAGCAGAUCCCAGGAUUCUUUGGGGGAAGCCGUAACUAUUAAAGUGCUGCAAAUGUAGUUCCAGCGUAUAGCGUGGAUAUGAACAUUGCUGAACUGAACGUCAGUUUUGAUCUGCAUUGCUUUUGUAUUCUUUUGUGUUAUACAAAAUGUGCUUGUCUUGUUCAGCUUGUGAAAAAACAUUCGUCAAAUCGUUGCCUAAUCAGAUUAUUUUAAUCACUUUUCGUUGAAUUCACUUAACCAUUUUUAAAGCAUCUUUUAAAGCAGUGUUCAAAUUACUUUAUUGUCAGAGUGAUGAGAUGGUUUCUGUACAUAUUACACUUCUAACUUCUUUGUGUUUCCAUUUAACUAUAAUAAUAAAGGUUAGGAUUGUGAGACAUCUAUCUGUGGAGAAAGUAUAAGCUGGUCCCAUCCUUGAUCUCGAUGUAUAUUGUAAAAUGAUACCAUACUCGGAUUGUAAAGCUUUUUUUGUUGUGUUUCGUGUAUUAAUAAUGUAUAUCGUGUACAACAAACUGUACAAAUCUUACUAGAAACACAUCUGAAAAGAUAAACUUAACUGCUGAGCAGUGCAUUGAGUUUUUAAGUGACAGGCUGAGGGUUUUUUCACAGCAAACGGUGGCUGACUGGUUUGUUCAUGUGAUAAAUAUAAAUCACUGUUUUUAAAUAUCAUCUUUGAAGUGCCUUUCUCCAUUUUUUAGCAAUUUAUUUAAAUGAAGUGCACAAAUAAAAAUAACUUAUCUCAAUUAAAAAAGAACUCCCUCGUGGCUUUCAAUGGUAUAUGUUGUGAAUUCCAUUAUAGUGUUCUGAGCAAUGGAUCAAGAGAUACAAAGUGUUUGAGUUGUAUCUGAGUUUUACUUAAGUAGACUCCUAUUUAAAUGGACCCAUACUAGUCAUGAGCAUAACUAACACUAGGUACAAUCCCCUUAUAUGGAUGGAUACUGUGUUUAUGAUGCUUCUUCCUGGAAAGAUGGAUCAUAUAAAGAGUAUCAAAGAUCUGUCAUUUCUUUGGCUCAUCUAGCUCAAUUUUAUUCUGAUGCAGCAGCUGACAUGUUUACUUUACUAUUGUCACCUGAUAUAUUUGUUUUAAACUCUUUUUAACAUUGUAUUUUAAAAUUGCUGUAGCCCACCCUGGAUGUGGUGGUGAAGGGUGGAUAAGAAAUUAAACUAAGCUUUAUAAGGUCCCACUUAUUCUGCCAGCUCUGCUACCUCAAAUCAAGAGAGCCCCUUUAUCCUGUGUUUUCAGCUACUCUCUUCAUUGGAGCUUCAGAACAAUCUCUCUGUGCGCCAAUAGGUUAACCGUGUGCCUGAAUUAAAGUUUACUUAUGUUG
Podarcis lilfordi (Lilford's wall lizard) is the source of this 13322-nucleotide messenger RNA. NCBI's taxonomy places the organism in Eukaryota, Metazoa, Chordata, Lepidosauria, Squamata, Lacertidae. The record is from the annotation of a GenBank genome assembly.